Messenger RNA from Oreochromis niloticus (Nile tilapia), 1440 nucleotides. Its product is annotated as olfactory receptor 6N2-like. Gene Ontology annotation, biological process: G protein-coupled receptor signaling pathway; detection of chemical stimulus involved in sensory perception of smell. Bases 514 to 1440 code for a protein of 308 amino acids. Gene Ontology annotation, molecular function: G protein-coupled receptor activity; olfactory receptor activity; odorant binding. NCBI's taxonomy places the organism in Eukaryota, Metazoa, Chordata, Actinopteri, Cichliformes, Cichlidae. The transcript has a single exon. Gene Ontology annotation, cellular component: membrane. The record is from RefSeq and is a predicted model, not a curated record.
AAAUUACAUCAGAUCCUUGUCAUUUUUUACAUACAUUCUUUGUUGUUUGAGGUGAGAACCAAUGAAGAAGAUGUUGAAAGAUUUUUUACUUGUGCUCUGCAAUGUAUUGAGGCGCUCCAAAAUGAAAAUUCGGGCAAUAUCAGACAAGAGCGGCUUUAUAGAGAGCUAGAUGAUCAUACACGAACUGUAUCUAAAGAUUCACAAUAAAUGUGGUUGUGAUCAGGAAUGAAACAAGAAAUUCCUUAAAUGUUUUAAUAGUCAAAAAAACAGUGGGGGCAGUACUGAGAAAACAGUUUAACACAGGACUGUACUGGAGAGUUAGGGAUGAAGUUAGGGAUGAAGUCCAUAGAGGGUGAAGCAGUUUUCUGAACAGAGACCAAGUAGAAGUCAAACCAUUCACUUUCUUAAGUCCACUCAUAUGCCGAUCAGGACAAGGUAGGUGUUCACUUUCUGUUUUCUCUCACUUGCUGUCAUAUCUCAUUUUAUUUAUUACAAUUUUGGUUCAUCAUUUUAAUGGAGCUGGCAUUAAAUGUAUCAUACAUAACUCUUGAUGGGUUUUUCCAUGUGAACAAAUACAGAUAUCUUUAUUUUAUGAUCAUGUUUACUGUAUACAUUCUCAUGCUCUGUUGUAAUUUCACCAUUGUAUUCCUCAUUGUGGUUGAGAAAAGUCUCCAUGAGCCUAUGUACAUUUUUAUUGCAGCUUUGCUAUUGAACUCUGUUAUGUUAAGCACUGUUAUUUACCCAAAGCUUUUGAUUGACUUUUUAUCUAAAAGACAGAUCGUAUUUUAUUCCGUCUGUCUCUUUCAGUUUUUUAUGUUUUACUCCUUGGGUGGUUCAGAAUUUUUACUCUUGUUUGCCAUGGCCUAUGACAGAUAUGUGUCUAUAUGCAAACCUCUGCAAUAUCCAAUUAUCAUGACAAAAAACACUAUCAGCAUUUUUUUAACCUUAGCUUGGAUUGUGCCUUCUUCUCAGGUUGCAGUGGCAGCUGUAUUAAUGGCCAAUAAAAAAAUCUGUAACUUUACUUUCACUGGAAUUUUUUGCAACAAUACAAUUUACAAGCUUCUAUGUGUGCAUUCAAAAGCACAGACUGUAUAUGAUAUGGUUGUACUAUUUAAUGUUGCAAUUCUCCCUGCAGUUUUCAUAUUCUUCACUUACACCAGGAUACUUGUGAUAUCCUAUCAAAGCUGUAAAGAAGUCAGGAGAAAAGCUGCACAGACCUGUUUGCCCCACUUGAUAGUUUUGAUCAGCUAUUUGUGUUUGUGUGCAUUUGAUAUCAUUAUAUCUGGUCUGGAGUCUAAUUUUCCAAAGAUUGUACAUUCAAUAUUGGCUUUGCAAAUCGUAAUGUAUCCUCCCCUUUUCAAUCCAAUUAUAUAUGGACUAAAAAUGAAGGAGAUUUCUAACCACCUCAAAAGGUUGUUCUGCGCUGUCAAAAUAAACUAA